AUGACAGUAGUCGUAGUUGAAGAGAUUAUUGAGCAUUGUAGAAAAAUACAAGUUAGAACAGAUUCAGAGAUACAGGAACUGCUGAAUCAUUAUCAUUCACUCUUUACACAUUCCUCUUUAAUUCAUUAUAACGAUAACGACCAUUAUAAUAAUAACUAUAAUAAUAACUAUAAUAAUAAUAAUAAUAAUAAUUACGAUAAUAGUAAUAAUCAACAACAAUUAAAUUUAACAAUAUUUAUAAAUCAAGUAAUUGAAAAUUUGAAUAGAGCAAUAGAUAAUUAUCAAAGUACUAUUCAUAUAUUAAAUAAUAUAAUACAAAGAGAAAAAGAAUUAUAUUCAAGAUUAAUAGAAUUUAUAGAAUACUCUUGUCAAACAAGAAAACAAAUCAUAGAAACAAAAGCAAAAAUGUUGGAAGAAUUAAACCAAAUGAAUAAUACUCUACCAGAGACUAUCUUUACAAUCUCAAAAGCUACAUGUUAUCGUUGGAAACAAGAAAGAUUAACAUAUGAACCAACAUCACCUAAUAAUAAUAAUAAUAUAGAUAUUGAUACAUGUUCACCACCUGGAUCACCAAUUAUAUCAAAUUCAUCUCAAAAUGCAGAUAAAGAACUUGUUGGCGAAGGACCUAUAUACCUAAAGAAGGUAUCAGAUUCAUUACAUUUAAUGGAAUUCAAGUUUGAUAUUGGAGAAGUUGAAACGAUGGUAUUCCCAAUCGUAAAGGAAACACCAAUCUUUGCUGUUGCACAUGGACACUAUGUACUAGAAUACCAAGACUACUUUUAUGGAAUCACCUUUCAAUCUGAUAUCCCCGAUGUAUAUAUUCAACUAUUUAACAAGACUUUGGACUCUAUUUGUUGUUUUGCACUGGUCCAAGCAGACCCUUCCACCCUGGAAGAGAAAAAGGUUGGUUUUUUGGUUUCUUCACUCAACAGUAUGUCAACCGGUGUAAAUAAUGGCUCCAAUUCUAUUGCAUGUGGAAUAAUGGGUGCAUCAAUGGUUGUAUCUCUUGCAUUACGUCAAGGUGGAAUCAAAUUAAAAUCAUCACUAGAAAAGCAUAAAGUACCAGUUGAAGUAUCACCAAUUGUUUCUGCACCAAUUAAAUUAAUUAAAAGUGCAACUCCCUAUGCUGUCUCUACAAGUUCAUUUGUUAUUUCAACAUUUGCAUCAGUUGUUGAAGUAGUUGGUAGUGGAGUUGUGACUGGAGUCAAAUUUAUAGCACCAAAACAACAAGAUGGACCACAAAACGAAACAUUGGCAGCAGCUGCAGAGUUUGGAAAAACAUCUAUUGCAGCCAUCACUGAAAUUACAACUGCCAUCUCGUUAGGAUUGAAUAACAUCCUCGACGAAGCUCACAACUCUACUGUUGAUGUUGUCAAUCACAAGCUUGGUAAAAAUGCUGCAGAUAUCACUCAAGACUCUUUCUUGAUUGGAAAGGAUGUAGUCACUACUGCCAUGACAUUUUCUGCUAAAAGUGUACUCGUCAAAGGAGCUAUCAGUGGUGGUACCAAUGUAAUUAAAAAAGAAUUUGAUAUUUCCCCAAAUCAAAAUAAUCAAAACAAUCCAAAUAAUCUUAUGAUUCAAAAUAAUAAUUCACCGUUCAUACCUGUAAAUAAUAAUGAUGAUCUCUAA
Messenger RNA from Cavenderia fasciculata, 1629 nucleotides. RefSeq lists its product as uncharacterized. The coding region runs from base 1 to 1629 and encodes 542 amino acids. NCBI's taxonomy places the organism in Eukaryota, Evosea, Eumycetozoa, Acytosteliales, Cavenderiaceae. The record is from RefSeq and is a predicted model, not a curated record. Gene Ontology annotation, cellular component: plasma membrane. The transcript has 3 exons. Gene Ontology annotation, biological process: cell division.